AUGAAAGGUUGGGUCGGUGGAAAAAGUUUUGGUGAUUUGUUUUUAAAAGACUAUUUGUUUUUUUUGGGUCGUUGGAAAAAAUGGUUGGUUGCUAAGGAAGUUUGUGGUGGUAUUUUAUGGACUAGGGAUGGUUCACAAUUUGAUAUACAUACCGGUGGUAUUGACUUGGACUUUCCGCAUCAUGAUAACAAAACAGCACAAUCAAAAGCUUAUUUCGAUCCUGAUUCAUGGGUGAUUAAUUUUCUCCACAGUGUUCAUUUAACAAUAGGUGGUUGCAAAAUGUCAAAAGCAUUAAAAAAAAUUGUAACACUUCAACAAGUGCUUGAAAAAUAUGGUCCAACAAAAAUUCGGUUAUUAUUUUUAUUACAUUCAUGGUCAACAACAUUCGAUUAUAGUGAUCAUGAAAUGGAAAAAGCUUCAAAUUAUGAAGAAACACUUAAUAAAUUUUUUUUCGAGGUUAAAACACUUUUAUAUUCAAUCGAUGAUUCAAAUAAUUCAAAUACCUCUACUAAAGAUAAUGAACGUGAUUUAAUUUUAAAUAAAGAUUUUUCAACAGCUGAAAAACAAAUUAAUCUCGCAUUAUGUGACUUCAUUGAUACACCAAGUGCAAUGGAAAAUAUCCGACAAUUAAUGUUAAAAACAAUUGCUUAUAUGAAUACAAAAAAUGUAGCCGUUAAUUGUCUUUUAUUACGAAAGAUUGCUGCUUAUAUAACACGUUUAAUUACUAUAUUUGGUUUACAUGAUUCUGUAACAUUUGUUGAUGAUAUUGGAUUUAGUCGAUCAACUGAACAACAAGCAUCAACAAUAAAUAUGGAAAAUAUAGUUAUGCCUCAUGUUGAACAAUUUGCUUCACUUGAUGAUGCUGUACAUACACAAAAAAUUGCAGGUAAAAGUAAGAUUGUUACAUCUGGUGAUCGUGUUAUAGGUCAACUUUUAUCUGAAUCAGGUGUUCGACUUGAAGAUCAAGAUGGUACAAAAAAAGCUACAAUUAAAUAUUGUCAUCCAGACGUAUUAAAAUCGGAAUGCAAACAAUAA
Molecule: messenger RNA, 1035 nt
Organism: Rotaria sordida
Lineage: Eukaryota; Metazoa; Rotifera; Eurotatoria; Philodinida; Philodinidae
Source: the annotation of a GenBank genome assembly